AUGCCGUGCCCUAUUACCAUUACCAAAUUUAUCGGCACCGUUUCCCUGGGGCUGCUCACCGGCGUGUCUUACUCGACUGCAUUCAUCACUAUCCCAGCCUUGAAAGCGCUCCCCACUGCGUCGCAUGCUACACGACCCUUGAAAGACGUCAAACGCCUAUCUCGAAAACAUGCCAUUCGCUUGUCGAAUCUAGCAACUUCUUGUCUCUUCUUCGCCUGGCUCGUCGUGCCCAAGCGCAAGAAGCAUCCUUAUUUACUCUGGGUAUGCUUGACUUCGACUGUCAGCACUUUGGGUGUUGAUUUCUGGUUCAACCGGUCUCUCGGUCUAGGCGGCUGGGCCCGCAGUGUUGUUGAAGACAUUGAUUUCCCAUACUUGAGUGUGCGGAAGCAGUCGCCUUCGUCUUCGCCAUCGAAGAAAGACGAAGAUCUAGUCGUGGUGGAGACUGACUCUGAUUUCAAUGGCGAGAGCGUCGAGCGAGAUAUGGACCGAGAACGCCGCCUGCAGUCGACUCGCUUCUGGUUCUCUGGCGCCGCGCUCUCCAUGGCGAUAGUCGGCCUGUGGGGUGACGGGGCUUAA
This is a messenger RNA of Talaromyces proteolyticus, 576 nucleotides long. RefSeq lists its product as uncharacterized. Gene Ontology annotation, cellular component: mitochondrion. The record is from RefSeq and is a predicted model, not a curated record. Gene Ontology annotation, biological process: autophagy of mitochondrion. The coding region runs from base 1 to 576 and encodes 191 amino acids. Lineage: Eukaryota; Fungi; Ascomycota; Eurotiomycetes; Eurotiales; Trichocomaceae. The transcript has 2 exons.